Oppia nitens is the source of this 547-nucleotide messenger RNA. RefSeq lists its product as uncharacterized. NCBI's taxonomy places the organism in Eukaryota, Metazoa, Arthropoda, Arachnida, Sarcoptiformes, Oppiidae. The transcript is spliced from 2 exons. The coding region runs from base 188 to 517 and encodes 109 amino acids. The record is from RefSeq and is a predicted model, not a curated record.
UAUAUUUAUUUUAAUUGGUUUAAUAUUUUUAACGGACAGUAAUAAUGGUGUUAACGGGUAUUUAGAUCUGGAAUCUAACCGUCAAAUACCUAUACGAUUGGGCAACGAGUGUGACCUACGGGUUAGCAAUGAUCACGAGUUCGAGACCUGCAAACGUCGGGCACAAACCGAUUGGCUUACCUAUGAUAUGACACAACGACACAAAUACGAGUGUUGUUUUGAAUGGGAUCUAAUGGACUGUCAGGAUAAGUCCAUAUACGCACUGUGCGAUCGUUGGCAGUACGACAACGACUACAAACCCUAUUGGAAACGCCAACGCGAAUACAUCGACAGCCAAGAGGAACACCAGUGCCGCGAAUAUCGAUAUAACGGUGCAAAAUGUCGGUUCCCUGUCUGGGGUAUCGUAUUGCUGGUGUUGGCCGCUGUACUGGUUGUAGUAGUCAUGAUUGCUGUCUGCUAUUAUGUACGGCUGAGGAGUCGCCGACAAAAACAAAGAAAUCAAAUGAUUGAAGAAUAAUGAAAACUAUUGUUUAAUAUUGUUGUUGUU